AUGUCGGGCCUGGCUGAAGGCGCCCAUGCCAACCAUGGCGGCUUCGAUCUUCUCCGACGUGCCACCCAAGCGAUGAUGUCAAACGACAGUGGUGCCCCCAACGACACCGUCGACGACGUUGUUGCGCAAGGCGAGUGGUGCCCGCGUAUUACAUCACCAUCUGGUGCAGGUUGGCCAAGCUCCAGCGUCGGGUCGGCGGGAACGCGAGUCAGCCACUCGCCUAGCCUCUCAUCCGAAACUGCCUUCGAAUGA
Molecule: messenger RNA, 252 nt
Organism: Drechmeria coniospora
Lineage: Eukaryota; Fungi; Ascomycota; Sordariomycetes; Hypocreales; Ophiocordycipitaceae
Exons: 2
Coding region: 1-252 (83 amino acids)
Source: RefSeq, a predicted model, not a curated record